UAAGAGCCAUAACCCUCAUACUUCAGCGCAUACACCAGCCUCACCCUAAUGGGUUUAGGGAGAAAUUUUUCCUGUGGGCAAAUUAUAUCAUAGCUCCCUUAUGCAGCUUCCUUCAAAGCCUCUUGUAUGGGCCACUAUUAGAGAAGAUACCAGACUAGAAGGCCCACUGGUCUGAUCCAGUCUAGAAUUUGUAUAUUCCUAUGUUAUGUGGCUAGUCUCUUUUAAUGUGGCCUCCAUGGCAUUUUUAGGCAUCAGCUCUUCAUCUCCCAUAGCAGAGACAUGGGUCUCUCAUGCCACCCAUACAACUAGCUGUCCCAGGAGUGGUCCAUGCUGGGGCCAGACUGUCUGAUUGGCCCUGGUGCAGUGGGAGGAGGAGACCCCCGGGGACUUAGUGCACAGAAAAGGGAAAUAGAUUCCCUGGUAUAAGCAGGGAGCAGUCUCAUUAAGUUGGGGUGCAGAGUACUGAGGAGGAGUGCCUAGGGCAAGAAGAAAGGAAAGGGGCAUCUGGAGCUGCUCCCUGGUGCCAGCCUGGGGUACUCUCACCAGCCUGUGCCCCUCCAGAGCAUGCAGCAUGGAAAUGUCUCUGUGAGAGCAGCAGGGGUCGCUGCUCUCUCCAGGUGGUCUCAGUGCAGAGGUGUCAGGGACAGAUUGUUCGGUAUCAGCCCCAUGACCUGUGCAGAACAGUGAGGCACUGGGACCCAGUCUUUCUGCCAGACGUUUAUCUCCGAAGUUGAAGGUUUCACCAGUGCCAGGUGCUCAGUUCCCACACUGUGGGGAGAACCACGCCUGACCAAGAAACCACUGACGUGUCACCUUUCCAGGCAGAGUCCAAAGCAGAGCCCAAAGCAAGGAGAGGAAACGUCAGGACAAUGGCCAUUUCUGCCUUGUGGUGUCUCUUUUUUCCCCUCCUCACUUGGGGCUGCCCAUCAGGAUGUGUUGAGGAGAGCCCUGUGCACCACGAUGUCACUGGAGACGCAAAGAAACCUGUAUUUUUGAGAGAUAUUGCAGCCACAACAGCCUUCAUCAGUGCUGCUGAGGUGGCCGUCAUUGGAUUCUUCCAGGAAUUAGAGAGGCCAGAAGUUUCGAACUUCCACAUUGUUGUAGGAAAAAUCCAGGAGGUGCCGUUUGGACUCAGUACCAACCCUGAGGUCCUGUCUCAUUAUAACAUCACGAGCAAUACCAUCUCCAUCUUUCGCAUGGUGGACGACAAACGUCAAGAUUUGGAACUCACCAAUGGCAAAAAAAUUGAUGCUGCCAAGAUGAGCCGUUUCAUUCAGAUCAAUGAGCUGCGAAUGGUGACAGAGUACAACCCUGUGACGGCAAUAGGUCUGUUCAACAGUACAGUCCAGACCCACCUCCUCCUCUUCACAGACAAGACCUCCCAGGAGCAUACGGAGCGAGUGCGCAGGUACCGGGAGGCAGCGGAACUCUUCCGAGGAAAGAUUCUUUUUGUCCUGGUGGACAGCAAUGUGAAGGGUAAUGAGCGUGUGAUGUCUUUCUUCAACCUGAAGAAGUCCCAGCUGCCAGCUCUGGCUAUAUUCCACACGCCAGAUGAGCAGCAGGAUGUGCUGCCUCUGGGUGAGGUCACAGUGGAGCGUGUGCAAGACUUCUGCAGUAGCUUCUUAGAGAGAAAGCAAAGGAAAGAAGAUCCCAGCCCAGAGGAGAAGACGGAGCUCUGACUCCCAUCUCAAUCACCGGAUAAAACACUGUGGCUCUUCCCAGUGCCACCUGCACUCCGUAUAAGAAGAGUUCACUGUGCCCAACAUCUCUGGAGGCCCUGAGACAAUAGGAAUAUGAGGCCAAGUAAACCAUGAUCAACUCUUCUCCAUUCCACAUACAUAUACAUGUAUGCUCUUUCUCCUCUCUAGGUAUCUCUCUCUCCUUCUCACUUGCCAGUUCCAUCCUGUCUCAUCUUAAUGCUCCAGGAGCCAUGGCACUGUACUGCAUUGGUCCUUCUGGGCUCCCACUGCCUGUUGCCAUAUAUGAGAGCACGAGGCAAUAUGAUGAAACUGCAGUGUCAAAAACAUGCCUUGCAGAAAGUUUAUGCCCAGAUUGGCAGGUCUGUUUCCCUGAUGACUCUGUCUCUGCCCCCUUAAUACAUGGUUCCCCACCCCCCAAUCUGGCACUGGUACUGUGUUGGGAUUCCCUUACACAUCUCUCUGGGUCUAGGAGCUUAUUUGUUGCCUGAGGUCACAUGACCUAUAACAUUACAUGUUA
Molecule: messenger RNA, 2217 nt
Organism: Mauremys mutica (yellowpond turtle)
Lineage: Eukaryota; Metazoa; Chordata; Testudines; Geoemydidae
Gene: ERP27
Product: endoplasmic reticulum protein 27
Exons: 7
Coding region: 870-1679 (269 amino acids)
Biological process (GO): response to endoplasmic reticulum stress; protein folding
Cellular component (GO): endoplasmic reticulum
Source: RefSeq, a predicted model, not a curated record